AUGAGUGAAGAAGUCUGCUUUACAGAAAUCAAAAAGAAGAACAGCAGCAAGCAUUUCCCAUUGAUAGAUCUUACUGAAAUCAAACCUCAAGUCAGUUUCCUAGAGAGCCUAUGUAAAUACAUCCUACUAUUUUUAUAGUAUAGAAGAAAUACCAACUCAACAAAAAAAUACAAUAAUACACUCUUGGCAAGGUCUAUUUGGAGUCCCAUAAUGAGAAAGCAAUAUUUAGAGUUUUCCAGGAUUCUGAUCUGAACAUCUCUUCAAUAUUCUAAAAGAAACUUAAUAAAACAUCAGUUGAUGAUGAUGUUAUGACUACUAGUUCUUAGAUUGCCAAUGCCAAUAGACAAAAUAGGAAGGACGUAAUCUUUCGAAUUUUUGAAGUAGAGAAACCUCAACGUCCUAAACAGAUUCCCUUAGAAGAAAUGGAACGUUCUCUCUUUGGAACUACUUAAGAAAACAACCCAUUCUUCACACAAUAGCUCCAAGGAGCAAAUGCAAGUAAAUUGUUUUUAUCAUAAUAAUGAAUUAUUCAAUAAAUUAUAUAAUACUUACUUAAUUCUUGAAUGAGUAAUUUCUAUGAUGAGAAAGGCUCCACUCUAACUCAGAACAGGUAUUACUAAGAAUGCUAUCUAAAGAAAGAAAAAGGCUCUGGAAAAUGUGAUCAAUCAAUUAAGUUAAUCAACAUCAAAAUAAUCCUACUCUCAUAUUCUCAUAUAACAAUCCAAACCCUAAAGUUGCAUUGAAAAGCUGAAUUCAUCAUAAUAUUACUACGCAAGAUCAAAAUAAGAUAGAAAUAUUAUAAAUAGCUCUUUGCUUUAAGAUAUUGGCAUUAUAGAUUUGGAGAUCUAAAAGAUGACAGUGGAUUAUGAGACUCCUACCAAUUAAACUUAGAUUAUGAAUUCGAAUAACAGAUUAUUUAAUCUUAAAGCCAUUGUUUCCCAAUUAAAUUAGACAGAUGCAUCGAAGUCUGAUUUUAAAAUUUCAUUAAUAAAUAAAAUUAAAAAGUCUAAUGGCAAUCAUUAUAAAUUACAUAAAUACAAUGAAGGUUCAUAUUCAAAAUUAGCAGAAUCUUAGAGAAAUAGCUCAAACUAAAAAAAUAUGGUUGAAGUUAAAAUUAUAGAUAUACCUAAAUAAAACGCAUCAACAACUAAAAACUAAGCUGAUGUGAUUAGCCCUUAAAAUAUUAUAAAGUAAAAACUAUUUUUUUUAAGUUUUAGAAGUCAAAAUCAUUAAGUUAAAAAAUUAUCUUUAAAAAUUAACUCUGAGAGAAACAAGGUUAAUAUUACUCAGCCGAUCUAAAAGCAUAAUUCAUUUCAUGCAAAGAAGUCUAGUGAUAUUCAAAUGAAUUAGACACAUAAUGUAAUCGAAAUUAGUUUAUUUUAGGUUCCAAAGAAAUUAGGUGAUGUACAUGAUGAAAUCAAGAAAAUCAUAAAGGAUGGUAAUAAACUGGAGAAGGCAGUUAAAAUUUAUAAUACUUUAAAACACUUGGUUCAAUAACAAUCUAUAUUCUAAUCAAGAGAGAUUGUAUAAAAAGAAUAUAAAAAUAGAAUAAUCCAAUGA
Messenger RNA from Paramecium octaurelia, 1560 nucleotides. NCBI's taxonomy places the organism in Eukaryota, Ciliophora, Oligohymenophorea, Peniculida, Parameciidae. The record is from the annotation of a GenBank genome assembly.